Molecule: messenger RNA, 423 nt
Organism: Trichophyton rubrum CBS 118892
Lineage: Eukaryota; Fungi; Ascomycota; Eurotiomycetes; Onygenales; Arthrodermataceae
Exons: 2
Coding region: 1-423 (140 amino acids)
Source: RefSeq, a predicted model, not a curated record
AUGUCACUUGUUUUCGACUCCGUUUGGCGAUGGCGAGAGGAUUUCCAAGCCAGAGGAAGGAAUUUUGAAGCGUAUCUCAAAAACCCGACAAAUCCAGACUCUGGAGCUGACUCCUCAGCCUCGUGUUCCUCCACCGCCGCCAUCCGAACAUCAACGUCCACUCCUGCACCACCUGCGCCAGAAGGCGUAAGUGCAGUCUCGGCUGCUGAUCCCACCCUUACCUCCCCAGCCUUGACGGCUGGUCCUAUAACUACGGGCCCUAGCUCUCCCCCGGGUCCAACGCUGGGAGGCUUCAACUCUUCCUCCCUUUCCAGUGCUUUCUUAGAAACAAAUUAUGAAGUGUUUGACCCUUUAAAUUGGAUGCUUGACGGUCUUGUAGACUUUCCUUACUUAUAUCCUGGUGUUCAGGGCCUGGAGGUGUAG